AUAAUAAUUAAUAAACAAAAAAAAAAAAAAAAAAAAAAAACAUGGAAAUGACAGCAGGAUCAACCAAUUUUAGCUACGAGAAUAAAAACUCCGGGGGACCCGAUCGCAAUGGCUACACAAAGUUCUCUGUCCCACCAUUACAAAGGGACCCCGAAUGCCAGAUGUGGGGGGCAUUCAUGCUGAAGAGAAUCUGGAGUUCCUGGAAAGUCUCGUCCGCGGUGUGCUUCUGCUCUCUCUCGGUUCUGUUGGCUUUGAAGUUUGUGAAUGGGGAAAUCGAGUACAGCAGCAACAACAGGGGCAAGGUGCCCGACUCGCCAGUGCAUCACUAUCUCUCGGGGUGCGCGGCGGAGCUCUUGGUAACUUGGUGGCACUCGGCGGCGCCCCUCUUCACGCUGGUAUGUGCAUUCUUCUGGGUCGGCUUGUACCUAACACGAUGCGGGGUCAUGCUAAAAACUGCACUUUUCCUCCUGACCGUGUGCCACCUGGGAGAAGCAGCAGCCCAGCUCUUGCUCUUCGGCUCGGAGGAUCAGUUACUCUCAUUCACUGCAACGGUGGUGGUGCUCGCCUGCUUGGCAACCGGGGCACUGAUGAGAGUGAAACUAAAGCAGGGGCUUUCUGUCAUCGUCUUUAUCAGCCUGGUCAGGACUCUUUCUCUGAUCUCGCUGAAUAAAGUCCGGGCCGGUUGUAGACCCUACCUGGCGUACUUGGUCGGGGUGCUGGGGUUCCUUCUUGCGAGGUAUGCAGACCAGCUAUUGCCGAGCCAGGGCCAGCACGGAGGGGGCUGUACUUCCCUGGCGGGGGCAAAGGAGCACAUCCCUGUAUUUAAAAGGAGAAGAAGAUCCAGCUCUGUAAUUUCAUCAGACAUGGCGAACAGUCAGUCCAGCAGCAGCAGAUCACACAGGAGGACUUCUUUGCCAUGCAUUCAAAGGGAUCAGAUGCUUUCCCAAUCCGAGUGGGAACACAAGCGCGGCUCCCGAGGAUCCCAGUACUCUGGAACCACGGUCACUGUGGACAUCGCUGUCAUGGGGGAGGCUCACGGGCUCAUCACAGAUCUGCUGGCAGACCCCUCGCUCCCUCCCAACACCUGCUCCUCCCUGAGAGCCGUCAGCAACCUGCUGAGCACACAGCUCACUUUCCAGCCUGUCCACCGGCCCCGCAUCAACCCACUGGGGUCCUUCAACGAGAACUACACCUGCUCCGACUCCGAGGAGGGGCCUGAGCGCGGCGAAAAGCUGGCCAUCCCCAAGCGUCUGAGGAGAAGCCUGCCCCCGGGUCUGCUGAGAAGGAUUUCAUCCACGUGGACGACCACGACGUCGGCCACAGGCCUGCCAACCAUUGAGCCGGGGCCAGUCAGGAGAGACCGCAGCGGCAGCAUCAAACCAGUCCACGAAGCCAUCACGAGCAGCACAGCUAACAGUGACUCCUGGAACAGCUCAAUCAUGCUGACAAUAAACAAGAGCCGGUCCCUCUCUGCCUCAUACACUGCCCCCACUGCCAACCACCUGAACACCAAGAAGCAGAGCAGGCCAGGUUGUCCGCCUUCCAACAUCUCACCUCUCACCUCCCCGUGCCAUUCACCCAUCCAGGGGACCCCGGCCAGUAGCCCCACCAGCAAACACUCCUCCGUCGAGUUCCCAGACACAGCGGACCCUGCACUGAUCACCCAGCACAAAGCCUUACCCUCCACUCAGAGCUCCUCGGACCCCCUGGGGCCGCACAGGGACCCCUCGGCACUCUGCACCAGCUGUGGAAGAUUAUUCAACAAAACAAACCGCAGUGAAGGCAGUCUGGACAGAGCGGACACACCCACACAUUCAAUAAACAGGACAGAGGACCCUGCUCAAGCGACGUCAGACUACGACAGCACCCACGAAACCAACAACAGCUACAACAGCGACAUCGUCCAGAACGAGGACCAUCCCGAGUGUUCCAAAGAGUCCAGGGAAGGGUCUGUCUGCAGAUCAUACAGACCAGACACCCUCAUCUUGCACCCCUUGAUGCCACCCGAGGCCAAGCCCAUUCUAGCUGCAGAGCCCCUGGUGAUGGAACACCUCCACCCCAUCAUGGAGCAGCUGAACAACUGGAACUUCCCCAUCUUUGACCUGGUGGAGAGGACCGGGGGAAAGUGUGGCUGCAUCCUGAGCCAGGUGUCCUACAAGCUCUUUGAAGACACAGGGCUUUUCGAAACAUUUAAGAUCCCGGUCAGAGAGUUCAUGAAUUACUUUCACGCACUGGAGAAUGGAUACAGAGAUAUACCUUAUCACAACAGAAUCCAUGCCACCGAUGUUCUGCACGCAGUCUGGUACCUCACAACCCAGCAGAUUCCUGGACUCCCCAGUCCACUCAAUGACCACGGCUCUGCCAGCGAUUCAGACUCAGACAGUGGUAUCACUCAUGGUCAUAUGGGAUAUGUUGUAUCAAAAACGUACAGCGCUACAGAAGACCAUUACGGGUGCCUGUCUGCUAACAUCCCUGCCCUGGAGCUGAUGGCGCUGUACGUUGCUGCAGCCAUGCAUGAUUACGAUCACCCAGGAAGAACCAACGCCUUUCUGGUGGCCACCAGCGCCCCUCAGGCUGUGCUGUACAAUGACCGGUCAGUGCUGGAGAACCACCACGCUGCGUCUGGCUGGAAUCUGUUCAUGUCUCGGCCGGAGUACAACUUCCUUGUCAACCUGGACCACGCGGAGUUCAAGCGCUUCCGCUUCCUCGUCAUAGAGGCCAUCCUGGCCACUGAUCUCAAGAAACACUUUGAUUUUCUGUCCGCUUUCAAUUCCAAGGUAAAUGAAGACAUAGGGCCUGGCAUCGACUGGUCCAAUGAAAACGACCGCUUGCUUGUGUGCCAAAUGUGUAUUAAACUGGCUGACAUCAACGGCCCUGCGAAGUGCAAAGACCUCCAUCUGCAGUGGACCGAGGGGAUCGUCAAUGAGUUUUAUGAACAGGGGGAUGAGGAGUCAAGCCUGGGCCUUCCCACCAGCCCCUUCAUGGACCGCUCAGCCCCGCAGCUGGCCAAACUGCAGGAGUCCUUCAUCACCCACAUCGUGGGGCCACUCUGCAGCUCCUACAACUCGGCGGGCCUCAUGCCUGGGCGCUGGGUGGAGGGAGCCCAGGAUGAGGAGGAGGAGGAGGAGGAGGAGGAGGAGGAGGAGGUGGGGGCAGGGGACAGUGAUGAAAAUGAGGAGGAUGAAGACAUGACAGAGGAAGACACUUCCGACAGCUCUGAGGCAUCACGGAAAAGGGGCAAAAAGCAAAGGAGGAAAAUCUACUGCCAGAUUACCCAGCACCUGCUGGAGAACCACGAGAUGUGGAAGAAGGUGAUUGAGGAAGAGCAGAGGGCAGAGGAGGAGAAGCAGGAGAAGCCCAGUGCAGAAGAGCUGACGAGAGAACCCAUCUUGGCAAUCACAGAGGAGGAGGAAGAGGGGGCCAAGGAGGAGAGGGGAGGGGAGGGAGAAGGAUCCAAAGGGAGUGCCACAGCUGAGGCCCAAGAGCCGUGCACACACUGA
This is a messenger RNA of Polyodon spathula (Mississippi paddlefish), 3500 nucleotides long. Its product is annotated as cGMP-inhibited 3',5'-cyclic phosphodiesterase A-like. Gene Ontology annotation, biological process: oocyte maturation; positive regulation of oocyte development. The transcript has 16 exons. Gene Ontology annotation, cellular component: cytosol. The record is from RefSeq and is a predicted model, not a curated record. Lineage: Eukaryota; Metazoa; Chordata; Actinopteri; Acipenseriformes; Polyodontidae. The coding region runs from base 42 to 3500 and encodes 1152 amino acids. Gene Ontology annotation, molecular function: 3',5'-cyclic-AMP phosphodiesterase activity.